Rotaria sp. Silwood2 is the source of this 1572-nucleotide messenger RNA. The record is from the annotation of a GenBank genome assembly. NCBI's taxonomy places the organism in Eukaryota, Metazoa, Rotifera, Eurotatoria, Philodinida, Philodinidae.
AUGACUGCUCCAGUGUAUCAUCAUAAUUCUUCACGCAAUCCUCAAUCAUCGGAGUUAAUCAAUAAUGAAGCAUCUAUUCAAGAACGACUAACACAUAAUCCACCUAAAAAUCUUUCACCAAUUGAAGUUCAAUGUUUAUAUGAUCUUCUUGGAAAGGAUAGUGUGACUUUAGCAACAUCUGUUGCACAGAUCUUACAUUCAGAUAACAAUAAUUGGAGAAAACAAGUAUGUGGUGUUUUAUGUUUUGUUAAAGAUUACAGUAAACGAAUCUAUUGUUUUCGUGUAUAUGAUCUUCAAUUCAAACAAGCAAUCUAUGAAGAAAUAGUACAUUCUUCAUUACGCCUGGAAAAAAUAGCAAAUGUCCUUUAUACAUUUAAUGGAAUGAAUUGUAAAGUUGGUAUUAAUUUCAUUGAUCAGAUGGAAGCUGAAAUAUUUUGUAAUGAUUUUCAUGCAAAACAAAAUAGUCGACAAAAAAAGAAACAAUCUAAAGAACCAACAAACAAACAACAAAGACCGAUGCCAUUGACUAAGAGUGAAAUUAUAACAAUAUCAACCAAUGAACCUUUACCAAACCCUGAUGAGGCUUCGAAGAAGCAAUCUGCUUCGAAAACUCAACAUAAAAAAUUCAAAGAUAAUCGACCUACUAUAUCUUUACCAAUUCCUUCAAGUUUUACUCAUAUUAUUCAUGCCGGAUCUAAUGAUGUAUUUUUUUUUGUUAAAUUCAAUGAGGCACAUAAAAAAUUAUUUGAAGAAGUAUUAUCUAAUAUGCCUAUAACAACAGAAGAAAAAUUAUACGUUCGAAGCACUGUAACAGAUACAGAUGGUGCUUUAGAAAAACUUUUUACUGAAUCAUUGCCAGAUUAUGGUAAUCAACGACAUGAAAUGUCAGAUUGUCCCCCGAAAAUUCCACCACGUACUUAUUUAACAAUAGGACGAAACAAUAUCCAACGUGGUCCACAUCAAGAUAUUUCUAUUCCAUCAUUGAUCACUAAGAAAACAAAUAUUAUUUGUACUCAAAAUCCAAACAUGUCCAAUACAUCAACUAUUCUCGAACCAGCAAAACCACCAAUAGUUCCACCAAAACCUCAUACUAAUAUAUCAAAUAAUACACAUGCACCUAUUCCAAUACCACCACCAUUACCUCCUCCUCGAAACGCUAGUUUAGAAAAUCAAAACCCAUUUUCUAACAUUCCUCCACCUCUACCUCCUCCUCGAAAUGCUAGUUUAGAAAAUCAAAACCCAUUUUCAAACAUUCCUCCACCUCUACCUCCUCCUCUUCCAAUUUUUUCAUCGGAACAAAUGACAAACAAACCAUCUACACCAUCACCAAAAUUUCAACAUAAUGGUUUCCUUCAAGAAAUCCUUGAUUAUAAUAAAUCUAAAUUAAAAUCAGAGGCAGAACGAUCAACAACGUUGAAAACAUCAUCUACAAAUAAAUCAAAUGGCGAAGUACAGCGUACUCUAGAAGCAAAUAUUCUUGAAAUGAUUGCUCAACGACGACCAGGAAUAAUGGGACGUGAUAAUGAUAAUGAUGAUGAAAAUGAUUUAAACGAAGAUGAAUGGGAUGAAUGA